This is a messenger RNA of Suillus subalutaceus, 252 nucleotides long. RefSeq lists its product as uncharacterized. NCBI's taxonomy places the organism in Eukaryota, Fungi, Basidiomycota, Agaricomycetes, Boletales, Suillaceae. The transcript has a single exon. The annotation marks the transcript as partial. The record is from RefSeq and is a predicted model, not a curated record.
UACCAAAACAAUAAGACGGUCCGAGAGUACAUCUACGAGCUCAGCGAGCUCUGUAACAUGAUAGGUGAUGUUGAGGACCGUCAGACGGUCUCUCGGUUUUGGACGGGGCUAAACUCCAGCAUCCAAGCCGAGCUCUGGAAGAAAGAGCUGAAACCCGAGUCAUCAUCAUUUCGGGAGGUUCGAAACGCUGCCAAAGUAAUCGAAAUUGCCCACUCGGUACCUAACCGGGAGCGGCGAGGCAAAGACAGGCCC